Molecule: messenger RNA, 1906 nt
Organism: Poecile atricapillus (Black-capped chickadee)
Lineage: Eukaryota; Metazoa; Chordata; Aves; Passeriformes; Paridae
Gene: DFFA
Product: DNA fragmentation factor subunit alpha
Exons: 6
Coding region: 16-1149 (377 amino acids)
Biological process (GO): apoptotic process; regulation of apoptotic process
Source: RefSeq, a predicted model, not a curated record
AUCCCCAACCGCCCGAUGGAACGCCCCCGCCGCCGCGCCGCAGGCACGGCGAGUCGAACGCCGGCGCAGCGAUGCGUUCGGCGGGGACGCCGCCGGUGCCGUGAGAGCCCGGCCUCAGGCGGGCCCGGCCGCUCGGGCCGCGCCGGUCCCGCGGCAGCAGCGCCCGCCACGCCUGGAAAAGCCCCUUGCGGCACUGCCGAGCCUCAGUUGAUGGCGGCGCGGCUGAAGCGGUGCGUGGUGCGGCGGCGGGACGGGCCGGAGCAGCACGGCGUGGCCGCGUCCUGCCUGCGGGAGCUGCGCGACAAAGCUUGUGGUGUUCUGGCUAUUGACAAGGCCCGGGAACCCAUCACCUUGGUACUGGCAGAAGAUGGGACCAUUGUGGAUGAUGAAGAUUACUUCUUGUGUUUGCCAUCUAACACAAAAUUUGUGGCACUGGCCAAGGAUGAGAAAUGGACCAGCAAAAGCUUAGACAGUGGAACAUCCUGGCUCUCGGAGUCUGUGGAUGAAGUGGACAGUGCUGCUGAGAAGUGGAAGCAACUGGCCAGGCAGCUAAAGGAUGACCUGUCCAAUAUCAUCCUGAUGUCUGAAGAAGACCUCCAGGUGCUUAUUGAUGUGCCACGCUCAGACCUGGCUGAAGAGCUUGCCCAAAGUGAAACCAAAAUCCAAGUGCUGCAGGACACUCUGCAGCAGGUGCUGGACAGACGAGAAGAAGAGCGUCAGUCAAGGCAGCUCCUAGAACUCUACCUGGAGGCCUUGAAAACUGAAGACAGUAUCUUAAGCAAAGUUGCAGAACCUAAGGCUGCGCCAGGGAAGGAGAUGGAUGUGGUUGACACAGGUACCAGCAGCAGAGAUACUUCAGCCACAACAGCACUUAGUGACCAGGUCCUUGCUUCUCUGAAAGAGAAACCUGCUCCAGAGCUCUGCUUGGACAGUCAGGAUCUAGAGCUGGUGUCCAAGGAAGAUGCAGCAGCGCUGGCCUCGGCUCUGGGGUGGGACAAGCAGAAAGCUGGAGCUCUGCAGGAAGCCUGUGAUCAGGAGCUCUGCAAGCGCCUCAAACAAGUGCAGACUCUGCAUUCCCUACGGAGCACAUCCAAGGGCAAGAAAACGCUUCCCUGGGGGGACUGGCCCACUGCAAAACGCAAAAAAUAAGACUGCAUUGCUGUUUGCAGUUUAGUUUUUGCUUUUGCAUUAGAAUCAAUACAAGCAAAGACACAUCCUGGGAACCAUAGUUUGCUGGUCAUACUGUGGUCUGGCUAUAGAUACACACAUACAACUAAAAUCUGAACAUUGUCCUGAGGCUUAAACUCCUCUGGUGAUUUGACUUGUGUAAGCAAAGGGAUUUUGACUUUUUGCAGAAUGCUAGAACAAUGGUAUUGCUAAGCACAGCAUGUGUUUGGCUUUCAAUAUGUGGUUGGUAGCCAGCAGCUUCCAUCUGAUAAUGUGGAUGCAGCUCCUGAAGCCCCAGGCAGUUUGCUUACUUUGUCCUCCUACCAUUUUCAGUGUAAAAAGGAUGGAGGAUCUCUGGAAGACACUUUGAGGCACAGUUAGUGAUCAGGGCAGAGGGGUUAGCCAGUUGCUGCCUGGCUUUAAGCUCUAGCCUGGGAUCUAGGAACUUGAAUUCUCACGUUGAUUUAAUCAGUUAAAGUAAAUUCAAAGUCCUUCAACUUCAGUGCUUUUUCUGUGAGGAACUCCUGCCUCUUGGAUGCUGUGUAAGAACUAUCAUGUAAAACACAGCAAAGGUGGAAAUAAUUGCUUUGUAAGGCUGUGUGACAGAAGACUUGCAUUUGGACUGCUGUGUUAUUCUCCUAAUCAUUAGUGUAUCAUCAUGAUGCUUUUGUAUUAACUGGCUUAUUUUUAAAUUUAUUAAAGCCUUUUUUUCUAAUAUGAAUAAAACCUUUUAAUCUUA